UGUUUACGGUAGGACCGUGUUUCUCCUCUUCCGUUGCGUGGUUGUCCAGGCACAAAACAUCAAAAUCCUUGAACGGGUAUUGUGUUGGAUUUAAAAGUAUCGCAAACUCUCCUGCUCGUCGUUACCCAAUUCUGCAAAACUGAAGGGGGAAAAAACGUUCCGAUACUGACAAGGUUAUGUAAAUCAGAUGGAUAACAUGUCAAACGGCUUCACUCUCCAGAAACAAAUAGCGUCUAUCAUGGACGUGCUUGCUAAAGCCGCGGUGGCCGAAAUAAGCAAAGUCGUGGAUGAUGGUGUUGUUAUGCUUCGGCUUGAAAUAUGUGAACGAGAAAACGAAAUCGACACCUUGAAGAGGAAUCUCCAAAUAGUGUCAAAUGAGCUACGGGAGACACGACGUGCUCUCGUCCGGGAGUGUGUUAGUGAUCGCCCGACAGAGCAGUUUGGAGUAUUUCAAGGUGUCAAAGACAAAGAUAAGAAAGGAGCUGACAGAGAGGUGAAAAAUGACAACGUGGAACAGCCACAGGUGGAGAGCCACACUGCAGCUUCCAGAAUCGUGAAGAUUGAAGGGCUGAACGAUGAGGAGGCUUCGCAGGAUACAAACCAGCGUUCAACCACAGAGCUCACCUUUCAUUCUGCCCUCACCUCCAGUGAACAACACUUCACCCAGGCAUGGUCACCGGAGAGCAGCCCUGAGGCUCAAACACCUGAGUAUUUCCAUUCCAGACAGGAUGACUCGCAACACCAGCCAGGUCCUGCUGCCGGCUCGGAGGCGAUUUACAAGCCAGCCAGAGAUAGACUGGAAACAGUAUGCCCAAAUGGAGAAGAGUCAGCCAUCAGACACGGUUCGCACUCUCCAGACGGCCUGCGUGCAGUUACAGACGAACCACUGCCAACACAUAAGAACACAGGACUGGGACAGUCCCUCUCCUGCACGCAGAACACACUCGCACAUUUACAUGCUGACUCUCAAGCAAACUUCCCUCCAGCGGCGUGCAGAGGCAGGGUGGUGAACGGGACGGACGUGGAUAGGAGACGUUUCCUCUGCGCGUUCUGCAGCAAGAGCUUCGAUCGGCACAGCCACCUGGAGAGACACCAGCGCAUCCACACUGGGGAGAAACCCUUCAGCUGCAGGCUGUGUGGACGAUGCUUCACACAAAAGAGCAGCCUGAAGAGCCAUCUGAAAACACAUCGAGGAUUCAGUGGAGACAUAGAAUCAGCUUGCGGGCUGCCUGCCGAAGAGAACCACUUCAGUGAUGAAUGGACAGUGGCAGUGUACUGUGAGGAGCAGGUAGCACGCCUCCCUUACAGAAAUGGUCCAGAUGCUCACACACACAGACCCGACGCACACUCAUCUUUUCUGGGCCAGGAAGAUGCUCACUUCAUAAAUGCAGAGGAAGAGCCUGCGCAGCACACACACAUGGAUUUCCCGAACACCCAGAGUAAAGCCUGCGCCUCCCCAGCUGGGGAUGGGUCGGAGCCAGCUGAUCCGCGUGAGCUGCAAGAGUGCGACGAUGCGGUGGAUGGUGCCACAGUAAAUGGCAUGAAGACUGAACAGGAGGGGGAGGAGGAUAAAGACCAGACGUUGACCCAGGCGUCGUCUGAUUUUAGCGUAGAGGAUUGCAGACAACCAGACUCCGACUGCGAGAGUGUCAUGGAUGAGGGGGACUCUGAGGCUCCACCCUCCUUAAACGCAGCCAGCGCAGGACAAGACUCUGUGCAGUCGGGUUGCUCUCACAAGGCUGAGUACAGUUCAGAGACGGCAGAUGUUAACAAACAUGAUUUAGAAGCUUCCUCGACCGUCGUGCACUCGUGGGGAGGUCCUGAACUCAGCGAAACGAGGUGUGCAGACAGCAGCCAAAUCGGCGUGAAGAAGGAGGAAGAGGUGAUGUCUCUUGUGGAUGAAGAAGAGGUCAGUCAAGAGAUAGCUCAUGCCUUGCAGUUCGAGGUACCGAAUGUGGCCUCACUGUUAGACCACAGCACCACUGUGCCUUUGCUCAGGACCUUAGAGGCUGCUACAGUGCCGGAUCUGAACUAUCACACGUCACCCACAAGGCAUGGGGUGCCGAGCAGUAGCCAGAGAGGCCGCGUGCGCCGCUUCCCGUGUGUGCUCUGCGGGAAGAGCUUCGACCGCAUGAGCCACCUGGAGCGGCACCGGCGCAUCCACACGGGCGAGAAGCCCUAUGGCUGCGGCACAUGCGGGCGCAGAUUCAGCCAGAAGAGCAGCCUGAAGGGCCAUAUGCGGACGCACGUGGGUGAACGCACGUUCUGCUGCAGCACCUGUGGAGCUGCCUUCCUUACACGGGCCGCCCGCUACAGGCACGUGUGCCCACAUGCUGCAGCUGGAGCAUUCUUAGGGAGGACCGACUUGAAUCAGGAAACCCUUGCGUAUCCCCUCAACGCGAAAGCCGAAGGAGAAGUAAGCUCACUGCCCUGUGCCGACCAAUACGCUUGUUUUUGUAUUUGUAAAGCCCAGUCGGACGUCAACAUGCCAAAAUGUCUAACUCUUGAGACGCAGAUUUCGUCUGUGAUGGAGAGCUUUGUCCGAGCCGCAGUGGCGGAGAUCUGCAAACUUAUCGACACGGAAUGCGUGGAGAUGCGCUUAGAGAUCAGCAGGGGCCGGAGCGAGAUUGAGACGCUGAAGGGAAAAGUACGUGAUCUGAAGAAAGAACUGAGAAAUCCGUCCGCUCCGGUUUCUCUCUCGUACUUGGUCGACGGUCUUAUUGAUGAGCCUGAGCGAGAUGUGAGCGCUGAACAUGCCCAGCAGGAGGUUAACUGUGAUGAGGAAGAGGAGGAUACAAAGGCUAAUACCUCAGCCCUGACAAAGAACCCACAGGAGCACGAGAAUGAAGGAUGCAGGAAUUCUCCUCUGAGCUCUGGGAGUCGGCAGAGUCAGGACAGCGGGUUUUCACUUUUUGAUAGAGUGGUUCAGUUUAGGGAACCCCACAUUCUUCGCGGCUCACUGACGACUGAAGACAGAGCGGAUGUGGGCGCACUCAGCAUCGCAGCUCUAAAAGUGGAGGGUGGGAGUCACACUGCAUCCACAGCUGAGUGUGUCUACCAGGCUGAUGAGAAGUUUUGCACGGCUACACAUGGCCAUAUGAUUGGAUACAGCAACAAUAACUUUGAUACUACGGAGGAUGUCCGGCCCCAGCCCCAUAAUUCAAUGCUUUGCAUUCACAAACAGCUUUCUGAAGGAGCACAGCACCAUGCAUUUGAUGCACAGUUUAGUCAAAAUGGGCCAAAGAAUGGAGAAGAGUGUUGUAUUGGGGUGCAAUUUAAGACUGAGCAGCAGGAGGAGCCUCUAGCACAGAGGACCAAUGAAUGGACAGCUUGUGGGAUGAUGGACAGUGGUGCUUUGCCAUGGCCCUCUUUGACUUCAGUGAAUUGUGAUACACGUGGAGGAUGCUCUUCUAUACCACAGCAUCCUCUCCACAAUUCUCUCACAGAUGCCCAUGUUCUUAUUGAUGGGACCAGUGAGAUUUUACCUUCUCACAGUAUAAGCUACACUGGUGAGCCCCAAGCCAAACAGAUGAGAGCAAGGAAAAGCCACGAUCGACUCCAGACCAGGACAUUCAAGCCGAACUUUGCAAAGAGCCCGCCUCCGGCCACUGGACGCCACAGGUCGUUCUCCUGCUCGUUGUGUCCCAAGAGCUUCCACGGCGCUGUGGACCUGAUACGGCAUCAGCGCAUACACACAGGCGAGAAGCCGUUCGGCUGUGGCGUGUGCGGCAAGCGCUUCGCUCUCCGGGGCAACCUCGUCACCCAUGAGAGGGCCCACAGUGGCAGCAGACCUUUCACCUGCGGCCAGUGUGGUCGUGCCUUCGCACACGGCUCAAACCUCACCGCCCACCAGCGUGUCCAUACUGGAGAGAGGCCGUUCCGCUGUCCACUGUGCGGCAAAACGUUUGCUUGGCGUUGUCCUUUCAAAAGGCACCUCAGACUGCACUGUCCAAAUGGCCCUACUCCAUGAUUGGGUAUGGACUUCCUUGUUUCUGUGGAACCAAGGAUGUACGCUACUCUUGCAGCAGACAUCUGAGUCUUGUAAACAUGUAUGUUCUCUGUUUGUAACCUUGAAGCAUGGCAGUGGUGUUGUAAGCUGCUCUUGCAGGCCUGGCUGAGUCUUUUGAACAACAUCAAAGCCAUGCAAGGGGCCUAACAAAAUUAACACGUAGUAUGUUUAGCAUGUUCUCUGUUUCUAAACUCGGAGCAUGACAGUGGUGGUAUUUCAGUUCUGAGCUGUCUCUGUCAACAGGUUAUAGGAAGUGUCACUGGUAGUGUUGCUUUUUUAGAUUGCUUACCCAUUUUUAUUGCACACUGGCUAUCAGCAUUCAGUAUACAACACUCAGGUGUCUUUUGCUGAUGUAAUUUAUGCAAAACUAAACACAUUUUGAGUUUAGACUUAAAACACUUCAUACAAUGCUCCAUCCCUAAGGAUAAAUUUAAACAGAAAAUGUGCAAAUUUGGAAAUGAGUUACAAAACUUUAACUGUUGCAAAAUGAACACAAAGAUCUUUUUCUCUGUCGUGUUGUAGGAAAAGAGAACAUUUAUCAAAUCUAAAUAUAAUUUCCUUAUGGUAUUUAAUUCAAAGAGGCAAAGACAGGUUGCUGUGUCUAAAACAGUAUAAUGUAUUUAUACAUUUAUUUUAUUAUUUUUUAAAAAUGUAUUAAGAAAUUCCACAAAUUUCUACAUAAGGAAUGGACUGACCGCAAAUACUGGACAAUUGGACAAUAAACACACACAUGCAUAAAACGUAACGACAGCUAAGACACUGAUGGUACAAACAGCUGCGCAAUGUGGCAGAAGUAGUGAACAAGGAAAAAUAGCUGAAGAAGAGUAAAACGAAGGGAUCACUCAAAUAGACAAACAAGCUCAAUUUGAAAAUCGGGCUGCGCCACUGAGCAUGUCACCCACCGUUAUUUGCCCAUGGGAAGCAGGUCAAAGUGCAAUCCAGUUUAUCUCCUAUUUCACAGGCCUCUAUAAUGUGAGCUUUUAGUAAUGAAAACGGCUACAGUAAUUGGAGCUACUGGUAGACUUGUGACGUGUUAUGUUAUACAGGACUGUUACUAUUUUUAUAUCCUAUACGGUUUCAUAUGGUAAUUUGAAGAUCUGAAGAUUUUCUUAACUUUGUGCCAUGUUGCAAGGUCUGGGGCAACAAUCAAAAACAAGUAUGUACUUAAAGCCUUACUUCAAGUAAAUAUAUCCACCUGGCUAUCAUCAAAUAAAUGCACAAGUUCUAGUCAUUCUCUAGUUUUUGGCUGCAGCAGUGAUAACCACAUAUACAUUGUGAUAUCUGUUAUUUUAUUAGUGCGGUAUGAAUGUGGUUUACUGUCUAGACAUGGUUUGUCGUAGAAAUUCAUGUGUAAAAUGUCAGGCAUUUUGAUGUGAAGGGAGGGUGUUCAUGGUUAAGAAAUCAGUGUUUCAUUUGGCUCAAAUUUUCAGGGUUUGAAAAUGUGUAUAUGGUUUUAAGACAUGUGUUUUGGUAUUUCGGAGUAGAGAUACUGUUUCUUAAAAAGUGUGUAAGCAAUUGACAAACACUGUAAAUGCCAAAUUUAAGUGUCUUGUUUGCAUUACUUUGUCUAACUAAACAAAACUAUUGAUUUAAAAGAAGCAAAUAAACACACAGAUCAAAGAUCCCAUUUUAUUUACAUAUGUGGAAUUGCAAUUUAAACUAAUCCAUAGUAAUUAACAUUGUUAAUUGUGAGGAAAAAUCUACGUGAAUCUGCUUAUCUGAUUGUGUACAUAGCAAGCAAAUGUAAAGGCGCUUUUUGAAGUUUUCAGAGUUACUGUUUUUAGGAUUUUACUCUACUUGCAGUAAAAAUGUUUCGCUAGGAUUAUUGGAAUUAUUGCGUAAGUGCAUGAUUGUCUUAUAUUUAGAUAUUUUGUGUAUUAUAUAUUUGUAGAGUCCUUUAUUGUCAUAUAUAGUGUGGAAAGUGUGCCAUGCCAUACCAAUAAGACUCUAACACUACAUUCACCUACCUCUGUAACAUGAUUAAAAUUGUAAAUCAAUCUGGAUAAAAGCAUCUGCCAAAUGACUAAAUGGA
This is a messenger RNA of Electrophorus electricus (electric eel), 6041 nucleotides long. NCBI's taxonomy places the organism in Eukaryota, Metazoa, Chordata, Actinopteri, Gymnotiformes, Gymnotidae. The record is from RefSeq and is a predicted model, not a curated record.